CCAGCGCCCAUCAGCCUCAGUGUGUGGGAGGAAUCCGAGCAGCGGAGGAUGAUGCUUAUGGCUGUCACAUCCCGAGGACCACCAGCGACACUUCAAAUGUGUGAUGUUAAAAGCCACAGCGGCAAGUGAACGAUGGUCUCGGUCGGCGUUUUCGUGGGGCUCAUAGUGGCCGUAGUUGUUCGUUCUGUCGGUGGCAUUCACGGCCAAAACCGGGCUUUAAUCGACUCCAAACAGAGAUCUGUGUUUCAGAGUGGCGUGGUCACCAUCCUCUCUAAGUCACAUGCAGACCGCAACGUUUAUCCUUCUGCUGGAGUGCUUUUCGUUCAUGUGCUAGAGAGGGAAUACUUUAAAGGAGAGUUCCCACCAUAUCCAAAAGCAGGUGAUUCGAGUAAUGACCCCAUCACAUUUAACACCAACCUUAAAGGCUAUCCAGACAGGCCUGGAUGGCUGCGGUACAUUCAAAGAACCCCUCAUAGUGAUGGAGUCCUCUAUGGAUCACCAACCGCUGAGCAUGUUGGCAAGCCAACCAUCAUCGAGAUUACCGCGUAUAAUAAACGCACUUUUGAAACUGCCAGGCACAACUUGGUCAUAAACAUCAUGUCUACAGAAGAAUUUCCUCUGCCUUAUCAGGCUGAGUUCUUCAUCAAGAACAUGAACGUUGAGGAGAUGUUGGCCAGUGAAGUGCUGGGAGAUUUUCUCGGUGCUGUCAAGAACGUGUGGCAACCGGAGAGACUCAAUGCCAUCAACAUCACUUCAGCUCUAGACCGAGGCGGACGAGUGCCAUUACCCAUCAACGACCUGAAAGAGGGUGUGUAUGUGAUGGUGGGAGCAGACGUGCAGUUCUCGUCGUGCCUUCGAGAGGUGGAGACUCCACAGAACCAGCUGCGCUGCAGUCAGGAGAUGGAGCCCGUCAUCAGCUGCGAUAAGAAGUUCAGAGCUCAGUUUAACAUCGACUGGUGCAAGAUCUCCCUGGUGGACAUCACUAAGGUUGUUCCUGUGCACAGUAACCGUCCAGACCCCGGCACAGGAGUGCUGCCAGACAUCGGCGAGUACAACCCGCCUUCCGAGUUGCUGAAAAGCAGAGAUUAUUUCGCUGACUUCCUGAUCACCCUGGCGGUGCCUUCAGCCGUCGCCCUGGUCCUCUUCAUCAUCCUCGGCUACUCCAUGUGCUGCCGACGGGAAGGGGUGGAAAAAAGAAACAUGCAAACACCAGAUAUUCAGCUGGUUCACCACAGCUCCAUUCAGAAGUCUACUAAGGAGCUUCGCAGCAUGUCUAAGAACCGGGAGAUUUCGUGGCCUCUUUCGACAUUGCCGGUCUUCCAUCCUGUGAGCGGAGAGGUGGUGCCGCCCAUCCAUCCUGACAACUACGAGACCACCAGCAUGCCGCUCAUGCAGACGCAGACAAAUCUUCAAAACCAGAUUCAAAUACCACAGCAGCAGUCCUCUGGAGAUAAUUAUUGUAUGUCGACUUUUCGGAGACUAGAGGUAAAUGGUAUUCUUGAGGAGAGAAAAGUGGCCGAAGCUCUAAACCUGUGAUCUCAUGUGGCUUCACUUUUGUACCUGUUUUAUCUCACCAAAUGUGCAUGUGUAGCUGUAGCUUCAAGCUAAAUGCCUUUGUGUUCUCAUGCACACAUGUAAAAGUGCAAUAUCCAAACACUUUUCAGCUAAUGUUGGAUGGACACACUAAAACAAUCUUUAAAAUAGUUUCCACAUUAAAUAUGUUGUCAAAUGUUCUAAAUUUUUGGUAUGAGCCACUAAUGGAGGCACAUUUAAUGAGAUCUGAACAGAUCAUUUUGUUCUCUUAUGUGAGUAAAUGUGUUUUGAUAAAUUAAUACACUUGCCACUAAAUAAAACCACUGGCGUAUGUUUGUUCUGUAAGACAUUUAAACAAAAAUGAAGAUGAUCACGUUUUUGAGAAGGGGUUUAUCGUCAGCAUUGACUGUACAAGAUGAAGGCAUUUUCAAAUUAAAUGAGCAUUUUCACAUUUUAGGACAUACUGUAUACACACACAGAAGAUUCCUUUGAGGCCUUUGGGGUUUCUUUAAAUAAUAAAGCGAACUAUACAAAUAAUUUGUUUUAUGAACAGACGUUGCUCAAAAAAAAAAAAAAAAAAAAAAAAAAAAAAUCAGUUAGUUGCAUGGAUCUGCCAGUUGAUGGCACACUGUACAAAUUUUGCUUUGCUUAGAAAACAUUUUAACUGAUGAAACAAAAUAUUAAUAUACCCUUUUAAAUUCACAUAUAUUGAACUGCUAUGAAAAGUAGAUUUAAAAAUGUGACCGUUUCAUAAUAAAUGCAACUUCUCAGCCAAAAUGUCUGAUAUUUAACUACAAUGUACCACUAUUGAAACAAUAUACCUGUCUCUCAAUGGCACAUAAUGAAGAAUCUAUUUACAGCAUUAUCAGUAAACUGAUAAAUUAUCUCUCUUUUUUUUUUUUUUUUUUUU
Molecule: messenger RNA, 2443 nt
Organism: Labeo rohita (rohu)
Lineage: Eukaryota; Metazoa; Chordata; Actinopteri; Cypriniformes; Cyprinidae
Gene: sgce
Product: sarcoglycan, epsilon
Exons: 13
Coding region: 133-1536 (467 amino acids)
Cellular component (GO): membrane; sarcoglycan complex
Molecular function (GO): calcium ion binding
Source: RefSeq, a predicted model, not a curated record